UCCAUAAUCAUAACACAAACACAGAGAAGCGCGUAUUCGUAUAAGUAUAAAUACAUAGAAAGUGUGUAGACUCCAAAUCUGAAUCUGCUUCUUCGCGUUCUUCUUUCUUUUCUUUCAUCUCUCUCUCUCUCUCUCUCUCUCUCUCUCUCUCUCUCUCUGUCUCUAUUUCACAAUUACUUCAAUUCUCUCUUCUCCAUCUUCACCGCUCCUCACCUCAUUCGCCAAUUCGUGUUCAAUAUGGCGACGCAUACCCCAAAGAAUAUUCUCAUUACUGGGGCAGCUGGAUUUAUUGCAUCUCAUGUGGCCAACCGGCUCAUUCGGAAGUAUCCUGACUACAAAAUUGUUGUUCUUGACAAGCUUGAUUACUGUUCUAAUCUGAAGAACCUCAUUCCUUCAAAGUCAUGCCCCAACUUUAAGUUUGUGAAGGGUGAUAUUGGAAGUGCUGACCUUGUCAACUACCUUCUCAUCACUGAGUCAAUUGACACGAUAAUGCACUUUGCUGCUCAGACCCAUGUUGACAACUCCUUUGGUAACAGCUUUGAGUUCACCAAGAACAACAUCUACGGCACUCAUGUCCUGUUAGAGGCUUGCAAGGUGACUGGUCAGAUCAAAAGGUUCAUCCAUGUGAGCACUGAUGAGGUCUAUGGGGAGACAGAGGAGGAUGCCGUGGUUGGAAACCAUGAGGCUUCUCAGCUGCUUCCUACAAAUCCAUACUCUGCCACAAAAGCUGGGGCAGAGAUGCUUGUCAUGGCAUAUGGUAGAUCUUAUGGUUUACCUGUGAUCACAACACGUGGAAACAAUGUCUAUGGGCCGAACCAGUUUCCUGAGAAGCUAAUUCCAAAGUUCAUCCUCCUGGCCAUGCAAGGCAAGCCUCUUCCGAUUCAUGGAGAUGGUUCUAACGUGAGGAGCUAUUUAUACUGCGAAGAUGUCGCUGAGGCUUUUGAAGUUAUCCUUCACAAGGGAGAAGUUGGUCAUGUUUACAACAUUGGGACCAAGAAGGAAAGAAGAGUUAUUGAUGUAGCCAAAGAUAUAUGCAGACUAUUCUCCAUGGACGCAGAGACGAGCAUAAAAUUUGUGGAGAACAGACCAUUCAAUGACCAGAGAUACUUUCUUGAUGAUCAAAAGCUGAAGGACUUGGGGUGGUCCGAGAGGACCACUUGGGAAGAGGGCUUGAAGAAAACCAUGGACUGGUACAUCAAUAAUCCUGAUUGGUGGGGUGAUGUCAGUGGUGCAUUGCUUCCUCAUCCAAGGAUGCUCAUGAUGCCUGGUGGUAUGGAGAGACAUUUUGAUGGAUCGGAAGAGGAAAAGCCUGCAUCAUAUGUCUCGACUAACACUAAAAUGGUGGUUCCACCAACCAAGAGCACUACCGGCACUCCCCAGAAGCCUGCUCUAAAGUUCUUGAUCUAUGGCAGAACAGGAUGGAUAGGUGGAUUGCUAGGGAAGUUGUGUGAAAAGCAAGGGAUUCCGUACGAAUAUGGAAAAGGGCGCCUAGAGGAUCGCUCAUCACUUGUUGCUGAUAUUCAGAAUAUCAAGCCGACACAUAUUUUCAAUGCUGCAGGAGUGACCGGCAGACCCAAUGUUGAUUGGUGUGAGACUCAUAAGACUGAAACCAUCCGCACCAAUGUUGCCGGGACUUUAACAUUGGCUGAUGUCAGCAGAGAGCAUGGUCUCUUGAUGAUAAAUUAUGCUACUGGUUGCAUAUUUGAGUAUGAUGAAGCUCACCCUCUGGGAUCUGGCAAAGGUUUCAAGGAGGAAGAUACCCCUAAUUUUGCUGGUUCUUUCUAUUCCAAAACUAAGGCUAUGGUUGAGGAGCUUUUGAAAGAAUAUGACAAUGUAUGCACACUCAGGGUUCGCAUGCCCAUUUCUUCUGAUCUGAGCAACCCGCGCAACUUCAUUACCAAGAUUUCUCGCUAUAACAAGGUGGUUAACAUUCCAAACAGCAUGACUAUCCUGGACGAGCUCCUGCCUAUUUCAAUCGAGAUGGCAAAGCGCAACCUGAGCGGCAUCUGGAACUUCACAAACCCAGGGGCCGUGAGUCACAACGAGAUCCUGGAGAUGUACAGGGACUACAUUGACCCCAACUUCAAGUGGGUUAAUUUCACCCUUGAAGAGCAAGCCAAAGUGAUUGUUGCGGCGCGAAGCAACAACGAGAUGGACGCAUCAAAGUUGAAGAAAGAAUUCCCAGAACUGCUUUCCAUCAAGGAAUCACUGAUCAAAUAUGUCUUCGAGCCAAACAAGAAAACUGGUUUGAAAAAUUAAGCAGCUUCAUGGCUUAAAGCAUCAUCUUGCUUAUUCUCUGCAUUUUUUCACAUAGCACACUCAUUAUUUCAUUGGUAGUACCGUCUAGUUUCUGUGUUUAGAGGGUCACAAGUACUACGUUGUUAGCUAUUGUUCCUUCGUUUUCAUUUCUAUACCUUUGUUCUAGUUUUCUAAUGUUCUCUAUUAUGAGCAUUUAGUGUUACACCUAUAUGACACGAAUUCUUUUAUUGCUCAUAUCAUAUGUAUCCCUUGAGGUUUAUGAUUGUACUGUGUUCGCAUUUGUAUAUGCACUGAUAAAGAAUGCAACUGAGAUAUUCAUUCGAUUUUCUCCA
Arachis stenosperma is the source of this 2591-nucleotide messenger RNA. Its product is annotated as trifunctional UDP-glucose 4,6-dehydratase/UDP-4-keto-6-deoxy-D-glucose 3,5-epimerase/UDP-4-keto-L-rhamnose-reductase RHM1. The transcript is spliced from 3 exons. Gene Ontology annotation, biological process: auxin export across the plasma membrane; flavonol biosynthetic process; UDP-rhamnose biosynthetic process. Gene Ontology annotation, molecular function: dTDP-glucose 4,6-dehydratase activity; UDP-glucose 4,6-dehydratase activity; UDP-L-rhamnose synthase activity. NCBI's taxonomy places the organism in Eukaryota, Viridiplantae, Streptophyta, Magnoliopsida, Fabales, Fabaceae. The record is from RefSeq and is a predicted model, not a curated record. Bases 238 to 2259 code for a protein of 673 amino acids.